ACGACGUGCUCCAAAACAAACCUUACCCUUGCUUAAUUACACAAGUGAAUAGAGAGACGUUUCGUCGCAUCAGAAAAUAACGCAGGCGCAGCAGCUGUGAUUUUUAAGUAGACACUCGGUGAAAGUUUUUUUCUUCAUAAAUUUACGUAUGUUUGCUUGGUAUUUUCAUUACGUCGCAAAAGCCUUCUGCAGCAGCAUGGCGGAUUUUUCAAAGUGGGCGCAGAAACACCUGUCAAGAGUUGGAGAGGACUUCGAGGAAGUAGACAAAGAUAAGAGUGGAUCUCUGGACUUCUUCGAGGUCUAUAAUGUGUUGCAGAAGUCCGGCUUUAAAGGCACGCUGGAAGAGGCAAAGAGAAUUUUCCAAUCGUUAGAUGUAGACAAGAAUGAGAAAAUAUCAAAAGAUGAAUAUGUGAAAUCUAUGGCUAAAGUUCCAAAAAUAGACUUCAAACAAAUCGUUUUGAGGCGAGCCUUCAAUAAGCUAGAUAAAGACGGAAGUGGUUUUCUGACACGUGACGAGAUUUUGGACGCGGCCAGUAACGAGGCUGAGCUUGACGCGUCUGCCGAGAACAUCUCGGACCUGCUCAUCUAUCUCGUGACAGACGACGACAAAAAGAUUGAUUACGAAGAGUUUUUGAAAAUUUGGAACGUCAAAUCCACAUCUUCCGCCAUGCGCACUCUGUUUCAAAAGCUGGAUACAGACGGAAGCGGGAAAGUGGACCGGAAAGAGCUCUUAGACGGUCUGCAGGGGGACAGCGAGCUUCACUUACAGGCGCCCAAGAUCUCUGAAAUACUAAUUAAAUGGAGCAAAAACCAUACGGGACCUUUGUCAUAUGAGGAAUUUCUCAAAGCAUAUGAAAGCGUUUGAUUUCCUGUAAGGACUCAUUGGGAGACAUCUUGAGAAGAGACAAUCAAUACAAAGUCUAUGUUGUUUUAUUUUUUAAUUCAAUGCUACAGUGGUACUAGUAUUAAUAUUCGUUGUUUAUAUAUUUAUACAAUGUAUAAAAUCGUAACACAUA
Magallana angulata is the source of this 1016-nucleotide messenger RNA. RefSeq names its product 16 kDa calcium-binding protein-like. The transcript has 4 exons. The record is from RefSeq and is a predicted model, not a curated record. Bases 149 to 865 code for a protein of 238 amino acids. NCBI's taxonomy places the organism in Eukaryota, Metazoa, Mollusca, Bivalvia, Ostreida, Ostreidae. Gene Ontology annotation, molecular function: calcium ion binding.